AUGGAUCCGGCCUCCAUCGUUGGCGUUGCGGCUGCAGCCAUCCAGUUCUUAUCCUUUGCCACAUCGGUCAUGACGGGUGGUUGGCGCGCCAUCUCAUCAUCAAGAGAUCUCCCCAUUCAAGCCACCGAUUUGGAGGCAGCCUCAGCCCGCUUCAAAGAGAUGAUACAGCGUCUUACCAGACAGCUUGAGGCUCUAGAAUCGAAAGGCGCACAGCUGUCUGAGAUGGAGUUGCUGCUCCGGGGCGUCUGCGCGGAUUGCCGGUCUAAAGCACACGAAUUACAUGAUGCUAUUUCUGCACUGGCGCAGAGCCUCGGCCGCGAAAAACGGAUGCAGUCGCUUUGGCAAGCAUUGAAAGAAGAGCUCGGGCUAGGACGUGUCGAGUACCUUGCCGAUACCCUAUCAAAGCAUCAACGUGCCCUUUUUUCUGUCACCAUAUCUUGUCUUUGGGAGGACGCCAAACGAACCCAAAGUACUUUUGACGAAAUGCGCAAGCAGAUGGCAGAUUUCCAUGAUGCCAUACUUACCUCAAGGCAGAAUGAGCCAGGCCAGUCAAAGAGACCGCCCCGCGGCCAGGAUUCCACCAUCGACGAACUGUGGGAGGCAAGAUCUGCCCUGAAUGCCAUCGAUUGGGAACAUAAAGGCCUAUCUCGACUUCGGCAAGAGGUCAUGGAUGACAUGUCAGACGGACGAUGGCGUCCCAAGUCGAUGGAUAUCACUCAAGCCAAGACUCCAAAGUAUUUACGGUUGGCCAAAGACAUCCUGCGCUCACUCAACUUCGACCACAUGUACAAGCGGCACGACGACAUCUCCAAACCAUUUGAGUCCACAUUUAAAUGGAUCUGGCACGGGGAGCCAACGGUGGCAAAGGACACUGGGAGACCAAGAUGGUCUAGUUUCCCGGCGUGGCUGGAGGGGUCUGGGGCAACCGCGUACUGGGUGACCGGCAAGCCAGGCUCUGGCAAAUCUACUCUCCUGAGGUCUAUCGAAGACCACGAUAAUCUACGCUCCGACCCACAAAAGUCAAUCGACGGUCUUGUCCGAACCAUUCUAUCGCAAGCUCUCAAAGACUCGCCAGAUCUUCUUCCGCUGGUCCUGCCCCGGCGAUGGGCAUUUGAAACAACCCUCUGGGGCUCGAACUAUCCCAGUGACUGGGAAUUUGAGGAUAUGGCUAGCCUGGAAGAAGGCCUUGGCUGUUUUCUUUCAGAGUCCCAGUCUCGCAUGAAGCUGAUGAUUCUAGUUGACGGUCUUGAUGAGUUCAAUGUUGCGCCAAAGGAACUCAUCAAGACUAUUGAGUCUAUCAGCAGACACGGAAACGUCAAGCUCUGCGUCGCUAGUCGGCCCUGGACAGAAUUCCGGGAUCGUUUCGGGCUCUGCCCUCAGCUCGAAAUUCAUAAUCUGACGGCAGGUGACAUUCAGACAUACAUCUUUGAACAGUUCCAAGCAUGUCCAGCUUCACUAGAGAGACCGGCAGUAGUGGCACAUCUCCGAGAGAAAAUCCAGGAGCAGGCUGGCGGUGUGUUCCAAUGGGUGACGGUGGUUGUCAGCUUCCUUCUUACAAUGUUGUCAGAGGGCGACUCCUUGAGCCUGCUUCUCGGCACCUUGAAUCGACUUCCAGAGGAGCUGUCAGACUUAUACACGGCCAUAUGGGGUAGGAUUUCGUCGCUACGAAGAACGCAGGCCCAAGACAUUUUUGUGCUCCAAUCCGCCGCUCAUGUUCAAAGCCUCCAUUUUUUGGUCCUCUGGGCUGUCAAUGAGCGACAUUCUACGGAACCAGGCCUCCUCAUGGAAACCGCCAAAGACCCUGAAAGCAUCAGGAAGAGCGUUAUGCGAACACUCCACAGCCAUACUCUGGGGCUACUCGAGCUUGAUCCAAGGGGAUUCGUGAGUUUCCUCCACCGAACCGUCCCUGAGUGGCUCGACAAGAUGAAUGUCCUGCGAGACUCUGCUCUACAGCCAGAUCUGGCUUUCCUUCAGGGGCUCUGUAAUUUGGGCGGUCACAUACCAGCAAAAUUCAAACUUUUUGACCAUGUGCUCUGGGGCGAGCACCUCCAGAAAACUAUCAGCUACCAUACAUCCAAGAUCGCGGCCCAACCCAGCCUCCCGGCGAAGAUGACGGAGGACGCCGUGACUUGGCUCGAGCAAUUAGAGAAGGAUCUUGACUUCUCCAUCGUUUGGGAUGCCUGCCAUUAUCUUUAUGAUGGUGGGCGUGGCUCAAUUGUCCAUGCCGCCACAUUCAUCAACAUGAUUGCCGCUUGCGGAUUCACCCCUUUCGUCACGAAACAUCUCCAAAAUAACCAAGGCUCGCCAUCAGACACCCUAUUCUUCUUCUGUAUGCAUCGGCCUUUACAGUAUGUAUCCCAACACACCUUCGACUUGCCGGAGACCCCCCUGGAACCUCGCCUAGGUCUCUUGAGACUCUGUUUGCAGUAUGGCAUGACCCCACACCGUCUUGUGGAAGAUCGCGGGGCCGGUAGUAUUCAUGUCUGCAGCCUAAAGGAUCUGGUGAGCGAUGCCCGCACUAUGUCCAGGAGACAGUCGUUGCAUCCUGAGAACCACCAGUACUACACCUUGGUUGCCGAUACGCUGGAAGAGUGGAUGUGGAAUGAGCGGAUGAAGAUUAACUGGCCUAGAAUGAAGCUGCAACCGGGAUGGAAGCAGAGACUCAAUCCUUCCGGGACAUUAUUCAUGUUUCAAAGAAGCAAGUAG
Molecule: messenger RNA, 2706 nt
Organism: Ilyonectria robusta
Lineage: Eukaryota; Fungi; Ascomycota; Sordariomycetes; Hypocreales; Nectriaceae
Exons: 3
Coding region: 1-2706 (901 amino acids)
Source: RefSeq, a predicted model, not a curated record